Molecule: messenger RNA, 642 nt
Organism: Emiliania huxleyi CCMP1516
Lineage: Eukaryota; Haptophyta; Isochrysidales; Noelaerhabdaceae
Exons: 5
Coding region: 1-642 (213 amino acids)
Source: RefSeq, a predicted model, not a curated record
AUGAGAGGAGGCAUCGUUGGGGCGGCGGCGCUGCUGCUCCUGGGCUGCUCCGCCUACCAGCCUGGCGCGCCGCACGGGCCGCCGCUCCGCCAUCAGCGCAGCCGGGCAUCGACGCUGUGCGCUGAUGGCAGCGCACCGGGGACAGACGGCGGCGAGGGGGCCGCGCCGAAAGACUCGGCUGCAGCAGAGGAGGAUUCGCUUGCUCGCGAUCUUGCGGAAGAGAUUGGCACGCGGGAGUUCACCUCCGAGCUCUACGCGCACCUGCAGCGGCGACCUGACUACGAAACUUCUGAGCUGUACAAAGCUCUGCGGAACCGGAUCGACGUCGUCGACCCAAUCUACUCCAACCUGGAGGAGGCAAAGGGGCGCGAGGCGGCGGUGCCAACGCCCGGGCAGACCCCAGGCGAGAUCAUCGACCUGGUCACGGCUCCGAUGCUGCUCGGGUACUUUCAAGACUCAAAGUACGCUGUGCUGCUGGACUGGGUGUCGGUCUCGUACCCGAAGAAGCUCGAGCUGUCCAUCGACAAGAAGAAGGCGCUGCAGCAGUGCCUGCUCCGGGGCAGGAGUGGCGAGGCCGUGCCGGUGACCUUCCAGUUCACAAAGCACGAGACGGUGCUCGUCAAGGGCGUCUCCGCCGACUGA